AAACACGCAUUAUUAGUUGCUCAUUAAUCAAUGAUUGACGAAUUAUAGAGGUACCCAAUUUCAAUAAGAGUGAAUCUAUAACGAAUCAUAUUAGUGCGUAUUAAAAUGUCAAAGAGUAGUUCGCGGAUUUUAUUUGUAUUAGGAUUAGGAUUAACAUUAUUCAAUGUAUUAUAUUCCUUACCAACACCCCAAGACCAAACUAAUCGUUAUGAACAGACGUAUUCACCCGUUCCCUUGUAUCAAGCAAUGUCACCAACACAAUCUCUAAUGUAUUUGUUAACAGGAAGUCUGCCAAGCGAUAUUAGAAGGGACAAUAAUCUCCAAAUGCUAGUUAAAGAUAAAGAUACUUAUGGUAGUGAUGACGAUGACGACGACGACGACGACGAUGAUGAUGUUGACGACGACGACGAUGAUGAUGAUGAUGAUGAUGAUGAUAACGACGAUAAUGAAGAAGAUGAUGAAGAAGAAGAUGAUGACGACGACGACGACGACGAUGAUAAUGAAGAAGAUGAUGAUGACGACGAUGAUGAUAAAUAGAUAUAGUUUGAAGACACCAUAAAAUCCAAACAUAAUUUUACAAGAUUAAAAUAUCAAUGAAAACUGUCAUUUUAAUUAAAAAUAUCAUUGUUAAAAUAAUACUUUAAAUUGUGAAUUUAAGAUUUUUUUCGCGAUAAAAAAAUUCAGUAAGGCUAUUUAGAGCAAAAAUAAUAAAUAAAAUGUGACACUUAGUUAAAUAACUUGAAUUACUUUUUAUUAAUUGUCAUAACAUUAUUUUAUUUUAUAUUAUACAGAUUCCAUUUCUACAUCACAAUAUUUAUAUAUUUAUAUGUACUCUUUCUCCAUCUUAC
Daktulosphaira vitifoliae (grape phylloxera) is the source of this 848-nucleotide messenger RNA. RefSeq names its product trigger factor-like. The record is from RefSeq and is a predicted model, not a curated record. The transcript has 2 exons. Lineage: Eukaryota; Metazoa; Arthropoda; Insecta; Hemiptera; Phylloxeridae. The coding region runs from base 106 to 537 and encodes 143 amino acids.